Adineta ricciae is the source of this 1026-nucleotide messenger RNA. Lineage: Eukaryota; Metazoa; Rotifera; Eurotatoria; Adinetida; Adinetidae. The record is from the annotation of a GenBank genome assembly.
AUGAUGGAGAAUACAACAGAUCCACAGAACAUCAGUAAUACUUUACAACUACAGCAAGCAAAUUCUAAACCAGCAAAUGAACCUGACCAUUUUCUCACUAUUCGCUUGCUUAUGCAGGGAAAAGAAGUCGGAAGUAUUAUUGGAAAACGUGGUGAUAACAUCAAAGCAAUCCGAGAAGAAAGUGGUGCUCGUAUCAAUAUUAGUGAUGGUACCACACCAGAACGUAUUGUUACCAUGGUUGGGACGAUUGAAACGUUAUCGAAAGCAUUUGGAAUGAUUUGUCAAAAGUUCGAAGAUGAUUUGAAACAAACAUGUACAACGAUUCCUCCUAUCACACUCCGACUUGUUGUACCAGCAAGUCAGUGUGGUUCAAUUAUCGGUAAAGGUGGUGCGAAAAUCAAAGAAAUUCGAGAAACGACAGGUGCAUCAGUCCAGGUUGCAUCUGAAAUGUUACCAACAUCAACAGAACGUGCUGUAACUAUAUCGGGCAAACUUGAUUCUAUUGAAUCAUGUUUCCGACAAAUAUGCCAAAUUAUGCUCGAACAGUCGCCACCUAAAGGUGAAACGAUCCCCUACCGACCAAAGAUGAUGAUAUCACCCGUACAUGCACCAAUCAUUUUCGCUAAUGGACAGGCUUAUCAAGUGCAAGGUCAAUUUGCGAUUCCUCUUCCACCAAAUGAGUUAAAUGCGUUUGGACCAUUAACCCCUCUCGCACCGGGUGUGCCUGUGUCAGCUGCAGCUCCUUUGUUACCAAAUGGUCUUCCACCGAAUCGUCCGCCUUUGCAAACACAACGAGAGAUCACAAUUGCUAACGAUCUUAUUGGCUGCAUCAUCGGCCGAGGUGGACAAAAGAUUUCGGAGAUCAGGCAAGCAUCGGGAGCAAAUAUAAAAAUAGCUGAUUUAGAUGAAGGUUCACAAGAUCGUCAUGUGACUAUCUCUGGCACACCUGAACAAAUCCAAUUAGCUGAAUUUUUAAUUCAUUCUAGAAUUGCUUCCGAAAUCGGUGGAAUUCUCAUUACUCAUUAA